Cuscuta campestris is the source of this 1167-nucleotide messenger RNA. The record is from the annotation of a GenBank genome assembly. Lineage: Eukaryota; Viridiplantae; Streptophyta; Magnoliopsida; Solanales; Convolvulaceae.
CAAAACAUUAAUUUUCCUUCAAGAAACUCCGGAAUCGUUCUAUUGGUUCAUCUUUUUAUCCUGUCUGAAUCUGCAAAAUCGAUGGAGAUGGAGGACUCUGAAGCAGGAAGGUAUUGGUGCUACCAGUGCUCGAAGAUGGUGAACCCGAUCCUGGAGGAGGUGGAGGCCUUGACCUGCCCGGUAUGCCUGACCGGAUUCUUGGAACUGAGGGAAUCCGCGGUGGAAUCCGGCGACGCUUCUUCCCCAGCUCUGUCGCAGAUCCUCGCGGCGAUGCUGGAAAACCUCCGCGAGCUGCACAGCGUCGUGUUGGAAGGCCGUGGGCCCCAGGGAGACCUAAACGGCGGCGAGAAUGACUUGACUUUGAGAUCUGCUGUUGCCCUUCUCCGGACCCUACGAGCCAUUCCAACUGAAACCCCAACCGAACCAUUGAAUCCCCAAGGGGAUAAUAGUGAUGCUGAGAAUGAUGAGAACAAUGGGAGCUCUGCCGCCGCCGCCGCCAUUAUCCAGCUCCUUCAAAAUCAAGUUCAUGAAACCCUAACCGAAUUGCCCAACCCCGAUGAGGGCACCCGCGGUCGAAACGGGCAACGGCAAAUCGGCACAUUUGGGGAUUACGUCUUUGGCCCCAACCUCGACGCCAUCGUGGAGCUCCUGACCGAGACUGACCGGAACCGGUACGGGACCCCACCUGCCCGGAAGGACGUGGUGGCGGGGCUGCCCGAUGUCAGAGUCGAGGGCGGCCCGUACCCUAACGGGUCGUCCGGGAGCUGCACCGUUUGCUUUGAGGAGUUUCGGGCUGGAACCGUGGUGAAGGAGAUGCCCUGCAAGCAUAGGUUCCACAGUGAGUGUAUCUUACCAUGGCUAGACCUCCAUAGUUCUUGCCCGGUCUGCCGGCACCGGUUGCCCGCCGAGGAGGAAUCGGAACCCGAACCGGACGAGAGGGACGACGGGUCCCGGGAUGACAUCAGCAGCAGUUCGAGGAGAGAUGGAGAAGAAGAGAGUGAUGGGAGUGGUGGCCGGCGGUGGGUUUGGGGGCCGUUUGUGUGGCCGUUUUAGUUAGUUUGGAGUUUUUGGUCCCCUUUUUAGUUAGUUUGCAGAUAUGGUUUAGGUACUGUUUGGGUUAUUAUUGUGAAACCAGAUUUUAGUGCGAUUCUGUUAUGGGUUUAUUUG